CGGAAGCAGCUAAAUCAUUUUGCAAGAGACCGGAGAGCGAAUUGAGAAGCUGCUGCAGACAAAAUGCAUUUUAAUAUUUUACUGUAAAUUGCAUUAUUAUUAUUGCCUCGUUUAUAUUUAUUGUAAGCGGUUGUUGAUUUAGUAGAAGGAAAACGCGGAGGUCAGAGAAGAGAAGCCGCCUUAUCAGUGUGUGUGUCAGCAAGGGAAGAAAUGGAACCUGCCUGCAUCAAAGUGGAACCGCCAGAACCUGAACCCGUGUGUCUUAAACAGGAGCCAGAACCUGCCCACGCUAAAGAGGACCUUCCGGACCCCGUCCACCUCAAAGAGGAAGCGGGUGAGCUCCGCCUUGUCCACGUCAAAGUGGAGACCGCCGAGGACCACGCUCAAGAGGACCCUUUCGAAUCGGAAACGGUACGCGUCAAAACCGAGGAGGAAGCGGAGGACGUGUCUGAGACUUCACAGGGCUGUAUUGCGGAGAGUAUGAAUGAUCUGGGGCUGAUCCAUGUUAAAGAGGAGCCAGUCGGACCCUCCCUGCCUCCACCUUCCGGUAAGCGUCCCAAAUACCCGGGAGGACCUUACCGGUGCAGCGAAUGCGACAAGAGUUACAUCGACGCCAGGAAGCUGAAACGCCACCAACUGGUCCACACGGAGAUGCCUCACGGCUGCCCGGACUGCGGCCGGCAAUUCGCCCGGCUGUCUAACCUCGCCAGACACCAGGAGAGCCACUCCGAGGAGAAGCAGUUCAUCUGCACGGAGUGUGGCAUCGCCUGCAACACAUUCAGCGCCCUGAAGACCCAUCUGGAGUCCCACGCCGGGCUGAAGCUGUACCACUGCCCCGACUGUGACAAACGUUUCUCCUACCUGCGCAACCUCAAAGCCCACCAGCGGAUCCACACGGGGAAAGUACCCUACCUCUGCUCGGACUGCGGGAAGAGUUUCAAUCACCUGGGGACGCUGAAAUCCCACCAGCGGAUCCACACGGGAUCGAAGCCCUACGUUUGCAAAGACUGCGGGAAAAGUUUCAAGCAGCUGGGGCAUCUGAACACCCAUUGUCUCCUCCACACGGGGGAAAAACCGCACUCUUGUAAAGAGUGCGGGAAAGGCUUCAAGCACCCGGGUACCUUAGAGUCCCACCAGCGUAUUCACACGGGAGAGAAGCCUUUCCUUUGCAACUUUUGCGGGAAGCGCUUUAGGCACGUGCACAGCUUUAAAAAGCACCAGCGAUUUCACACAGGGGAGAAGCUGUAUCACUGUGACGGGUGCAACAAGACUUUCACCUCCUCGGUGAAACUCAAAGACCACCAGUGCGCCUUCUGAGAAUGGAUCGAUCUGUCUUUGUUGACAGGGCGAGCCUCGCAGCCCUAGAGGCGGCUCGGGAGAGCUUUUGCAGAACGUAAAAUGAGGAGCAGUGCCGGAAGUUUUGCAUCACGCCGUGGGAAGAACCGUUCCUAAAGCGAAACGAAACCUGCUGAAUAAUGUUAAUAUGGUGAAUUGCAUAUGUGGUUUUCCUAUGUUUAACAGGAAAAAAAAAGCCUGUUGUGGCAUUUUGUAGUUUCUUUGAUCACAUUAUGAUGUUGACUAUAAUAUCUAAAUUAUGUUCCUAUAUAUAUAAUAUAUCAUUUAUUAUAAUUUCUUUUAAUUCUGUAUCAAUCCUAAAAUUCUAGGCUAUGCAAAACUUUUGCCCAGAUCUGUAUGUUGCUUUAGUCUUAUAUAUUGGCUGAUUAAAUCAGUUAUUUUAAAAUCACUGAUUUAAAAUCGUGAUUUGAAAUCACUUGAUUUCAAAAAAGUAAUAAUUUCAAUGUUUCUUUCAUUACCUAUUUCAUCUAGUUUCUAAAGGAAUAUACAUGAAAAGCGUGUUUUUAAAAACACACUAACGACUUACUGUCUAUGAACUCAAAUGUGUUUAUAUUCAUAAUAAUGAAUUAUGAAACACGCGUAAGUUCUCUUGCUGAAGCGAAUUCACGUUUGCCAAGUUUUGUAAGUUAAGGGUAUUUCUGGAACCUAUUUACUUAAACAGAGAAUAAACUCAAUAGAUCUUUUAUCAUUAUUAUUAUUAUUAUUAUUAUUAUUAUUAUUAUUAUUAUUAUUAUUAUUAUUAUUAUUAUUAAUCAGUAAUCCGUCACAUAUCCGCCCUGAUCAAUCUCUUCAGCCACGUUAGUCUGUUAUUGAACAGAGAAGAUUAGUUCAGAGACUGGAGAUCCCACAGAAGUUUUCGGACUCUGUGUUGUGUGUGAUCGCUGCUGGCAGCGUCGCCUGAGCUGUUCAGUGUGUCGAUUUGUGAAUGAAUCCGGUUCGCCUGCAGGGGGGGUAUCGAUUUCAGCCUCCGUCCGGAUCUCCUGCCCGUCGCUCAGCAGCGAACGCACGCCCCCCCACACGGCAGACGGACACCCCGUCUCAAGCAUGGGUACCCCGUGUCUUUCUAAACCAGGGGUUUAGGGGGGAGCUCUCUGAUAAAAGCUGUAUCUCAAAACAGGAAUUGUGUGAAUCUAGUCAUCGUUCCAGCUGUGUGUAACGGUGUUACAGAUCAGAGCAGUUAUAAUCAAUCAAUCAAUCAAUCUUUAUUUUAUAUAGCGCCUUUCAUAGUGGAGCAUCAUCACAAAGCGCUUUACAAGAUGCAGUAACAAGAAGAAAAUCCAUAAUAUUUUAAAUACAGAGACAUGCAUCAUACAUGAUAUAUUAUUAUGUAUUUCUUAGCAGACCAGGGCGACUUACACUUGUUACGAGAUAUCACAUUAUUUUUUACAUACAAUUCCCCAUUUAUACAGUUGGGUUUUUACUGGAGCAAUCUAGGUAAAGUACCUUGCUCAAGGGUACAGCAGCAGUGUCCCCCCCACCUGGGAUUGAACCCACGACCCUCCGGUCAAGAGUCCAGAGCCCUGACCACUACUCCACACCGCUAUAAUACAUUUGUAGUCAACUGGAAAUGUAUUAACACAUUCAGCCAAUAGGAUUGUGUAAUUGAUUAAUUGAUUAAAUAAUUAAUGAGUUAGUUAAUUGAUUUGAUUGUCUUAACCCACACGGGCCCGGGGAUGAAACCAAAAAUGAUCGAAUUUAUAAUAAGGUGGUGUUGUGAACUUCAUUUCGGACGUGGUGUUACAACAGGUAUAUAACAGCUGUGUAUCUGUUAAUAAUAAUCUAUUGCAAAACUUCAAGGUGUGUCGUCCUGUUUCUCUGUCUGUUUGAAAUGGGUUGCAUGUGUGUCCUGUUGAAGUCAUGACGUUGUUUUUUUAGUUGGGUAGAAUAGACAGACAUUUUGAUUAAAGACCCGAGCAAGCACUUUGAAAAUGUUGUCCCCACUUUUUGUCCGGUAAAGAGAUAUGUUGCAGUGUUUGGGUCGGCUGAAAUGAUGCUCCCAUCGUUGAACUUGCUAGAAGACUUUUAACUUGAGUGAAGUAAAAUGAAAUGUAUAAUAUUUAAAAUGCGGUACGCUGUUGAGAUGAGUUGAAUAAACUACACUUACAUUUAUCUCAUAUGGUUUAUAUAUAUAUAUAUAUAUAUAUAUAUAUAUAUAUAUAUAUAUUUUUUUUCUCUUCUAAGAAUUUUAUUCAGGCUUCAAUUCUGCAAACGGGGGGGAAAAUGAGUCCUGUUAAAAAAAAAAACACAAAAAUCUUAAACAGCUGUCUUGAAUUGUCAACAAAUAAAAUUGCUUAACCACACAUGUUUUGUCAGUAUUUUCUAUCCCAUGUCUGUUGACGUUUGCGCUAUGCUGUAUUUUUUUCAAACAAUGUCACACAUUUUAUUUAAUUUUUCCUUGUUGUAAAGUUGAAGAAUUAUACUGGGACAAAAAUAUUAGUGGAAUCUAAUGAGUUACAAUGAAUCUCUGCUAGAUGGCAAAGUUUAUGAGCAGUGGGGUGGUGAUCGAUAGAUUUUAUAUUUCUCAUAGUUCUGUAUCAGGGCUUGAAACUAGCUCUAUAACUUUCUCAACCUCACUGGUUUAGGUGUAUUAGUUAAAUGGCCAGGCAGUGGAAAUUUCAACAGUCAUACCCCUGGUGGAUCUUAUCAAAGCGUGAAAUAAGCCCUCACUCAGCCAGUGAGUCUGUCUGUUACGGAAAAUAUCAAGACUAACCACAAGUCUUUAUAUUAUGUCUGAAAAGCCAUAUAUUUGUUCAUAAUUCUGGGCGUUUACCGCCUUGAUCAGAGUCAAGCUUUUACUGUAACGUGUACUACUUCUAGCCAGCAUCAUCAAAUGAACAGCUACUUUAUUUUGAGUUUUAUAUUUCCUGCAAUUAUCUUCUAGUACAAACCUGCAGGCUGUGUGGUCCCAGUGGUUAAAGAAAAGGGGUCUUGAUACCAGGAGGUUCAAAUCCCGGCUCAGCCACUGACUCCCUGUGUGUGUGCGUGCGUGCGUGCGUGCGUGCGUGCGUGCGUACGUGUGUGUGACCCUGAGCAAGUCACUUCACCUCCUUGUGCUCCGUCCUUCAGAUGAGACGUCAAACAAACGAGCUCCUAUUGGAAGUGACUCUGCAGCAGCAGCAGCAGCAGUUGCUGAUGAUGCAGAGUUCACCCUCCUAGUCUCUGGAAGUCACUUUGGAUAAAAGCGUCUGCUAAAUGACUCAUCCUUAAUAAUAAUAAUAAAAAUAAUAAUAAUAUCAGCCGUGCAAAAGAUGUGAUACCUACCAGAGCAGAAAAUUACAAGCAGAGGAUUCUUUUAAACUGUUUGAAAACGUGUGUGUGAAACGGGGGGGAGGGGAUGAGUUAUUCAGUAUUAGUAAAGUAACUGUCAAGGGUUUUGUUUAAUGUGCUACUGUGGUGAGAAUUUUGUGGGUUUUUUUUUUAAUUGUGUGUCAAGAAAUAUGCAGUAAUGUUGCAAUGACUGGAAAACAUAUGCAAGAGCAAGAAAGGAAACUUUGUGCAAGUAGAUUUAGAAAAGCCUAUGAUCUAAGGGAACUUGCUUGAUCUCCUGUCUCGUUAUCCUCAAAGCA
Acipenser ruthenus (sterlet) is the source of this 4922-nucleotide messenger RNA. Its product is annotated as oocyte zinc finger protein XlCOF26-like. The transcript has 2 exons. The record is from RefSeq and is a predicted model, not a curated record. The coding region runs from base 211 to 1317 and encodes 368 amino acids. Lineage: Eukaryota; Metazoa; Chordata; Actinopteri; Acipenseriformes; Acipenseridae.